Coffea arabica (coffee) is the source of this 801-nucleotide messenger RNA. NCBI's taxonomy places the organism in Eukaryota, Viridiplantae, Streptophyta, Magnoliopsida, Gentianales, Rubiaceae. The record is from RefSeq and is a predicted model, not a curated record.
AUGGCGUCGGUAUUUGUCUCAUGGCACUUUACUUCAGUUUCCUCUGCGAAGGAUCACAUUCGGGUAGUCAUGCCAAUUGUAGUGUGCUGGUUCCUUUGGCUAGCCAGGAACCAGGAGCGCUAUCAGGGCCUGCGAUGGGAGGUCUGCAAGAUACUCCGCGAGGUGGACUAUUUUUUAGAACAGCUUGGAAGGGCAGGUAAGCUUCGUCGGGUGCACUUUACAGGGGAUGGGGAUUGCGAGUUGCUAAGAUCCAUUAAGGUCUCUCCGCGGAGGAGAAUCCCUUGUGCGGUUGCCUGGGAGAAACCUCCACUGGGGCUGCUUAAGCUCAACUCGGACGCCAGCGUGAAUUGUGGUAGGGCCUCGGGUGGUGGUCUGUUGCGCGAUAGUCAGGGAAAAUUGAUUUUUGCUUUUUACAAAGAAUUUGGAGAUCAGGCUGUGUUGGAGGCAGAAAGUAUGGCUUUGCUGUGUGGUUUGCAGUUGUGUCAUCAACGGGGGCUUUGUCCGUCAUUAGUCGAGGUGGAUUCCAAAGCGUUGGUGCAGCUGGUUGGCUCGGGGGUAAUAGCUAAGUGGCCAUUAUGUAAUACAUUGAGGAAAGUUAGAGACUUAUUGCAAGGUUUUUCGGCUUCAUUCUCACAUAUUUUCCGCGAGGCCAAUUCUUCUGCGGAUAGGCUAGCAGCUAUAGGGGCUGGAGGCACCCGGGUGUAUGAUCAGUUUCAGCAACUACCGGCAUUAGUUAGGGCUUCGAUUAUUCUUGACGCGCGUGGAGUGCCGGGGGUUCGUUGGGUAAUUGAUGAGGUUUAG